CUAAUCGUGUGUAUUGAAAAAUAGUUGUUAAAUGUUAAUUAUAUUCGGUGUGCCUAAACCUAAAGGCUAAGAGCAAUAAAUAUACUUGCACUUGCACUAUAACAACAACUGAAUUAUGUGGCAAAAAAUGACUGAAUAAAUAAUUAUUAAUAUUGUUUUCGUUAUUCAGUAGAUAACAAUUUAGGGGCAAAAAUGAAAGUAUAAGGAAACAGCACUCGAUAGUCAAUGCACAGUUGAAGCCUGGCUGAAAGUGGUGAAAAUCUACAGCAAUCAGAGGAGAAUUUUAUCGCACUAUUCAGCAAAUUUAACGAGAAAUUACAUACUGUGCUACCGCUCCAGCUCCCAUAAUUUACUGUAGAAUGAUUUGCCGUAAAAUUUAUCGAAAAUAUUCUUGCUGCUUCAGCCAAUGGUGGCGCAGUGUGUACUCCGCCACUGCUCCGCCGUCAUCGGCUGCUGGCGUCGCCGGCGCUCGAAGCGGUAUUUCUGAAAUGGGUUUUAUGCAUCGAUGCGAAGUUAAUGUUUUCAGAGAGACUAGAACAUUGUUUUUCUUAAGGAAUCCUUGUGAUGGAAAUGCCUCGAGCAUUUCAUUAGGGAUAAAAUGUCGUAAAUUUACGACUCAAGCAAUAUCUGAUCUUCCAACUGAUGGUGUGGUUGAUAUUCCGUUGGCCCAAACUGGUGAAGGUAUUGCAGAGUGUGAACUUCUUAAAUGGUUUGUGCAAGAGGGGGACCAAGUUGAAGAAUUUCAGCCGCUUUGUGAGGUACAAAGUGACAAAGCAACCAUAGAGAUUACGAGCCGAUACAAAGGAAAAGUAAUGAAAUUUCUCCAUGUUCCAGGCAGUAAUGUAAAGGUGGGUGAAACUCUUUUGAAGAUGGUUGUUGAUGAGAAUGCUUUCUCCAGUCAAAGUUCUGAGGCUCCAGAGGUUAUAAAUGCACAGGACAUAAGUAUAACUGAAUUGGAUGUUGUUGAUUUAGGGCUCAAAAGAGCAAAAUCUGGUGGAGUGCUGUCCACGCCAGCUGUCCGUAAUUUUGCAAAACAGUUAGGUGUAAACAUUGAGGAUGUGAUUGGAACUGGACAAGAGGGAAGAGUGUUGAAAGAGGACGUAUUGAGUUAUGCUACGAGUCGAGGCAUUUUCGAAGAAAGCUCGAAAUUCUCGAAUGCAUCUUGCGGUGAACAAUAUGUUCAAGAUCAUCAGAAAUUACCAUAUAUUUCGCCGCCAUAUAAAUUGGAGUUCGAAGAUAGUACUAUUCCCCUGAGGGGCUUCCAGCGUGCAAUGGUUAAGUCUAUGACAUUAGCUGCAAAAAUCCCGCAUUUUUAUUAUGUUGAUGAGAUAAACUGCAAUGCUUUAGUUGAGCUGAAAGCCUCUUUCCAGAAUGAAAAUUCUGACCCAAGUGUCAAGCAUACUUUCCUACCUUCGUUGAUAAAGUCCCUAUCAAUGGCACUUAGUAAAUAUCCAUUGCUGAAUAGUUGCUUUAGUGAAGAAUUGCAAGAGGUGACCCUCAAAGGAUCCCACAACAUUGGGAUAGCUAUGGCUACUCCACAUGGCCUUGUAGUGCCGAACAUAAAGCAGGUUCAGACUCUCUCGAUCUUGGAGAUAACAAAGGAAUUGUCACGACUACAACAAUUGGCCCUGGCUAACAAGCUUAGCACUGAUGAUAUAACUGGAGGAACUAUUACCCUAAGCAAUAUUGGUGCAAUCGGUGGGAAAUUCGGCUCCCCUCUUAUCAAUGUUCCGGAAGUUUCAAUAAUCGCAAUGGGAAGAAUCCAGAAGGUUCCUAAAUUUGAUGAUGACGAAAAUGUGUAUCCUGCAUCAAUCAUGACCGUAAAUAUAGGUGCUGAUCAUAGAGUUCUUGACGGGGCUACUGUAGCAAAGUUCUGCAAUGAAUGGAAGAUAUAUAAUGAAAAUCCCGAACUUAUGAUGUUGCACAUGAGAUAAAAUUGCUAAUUGAGAUAGAAUUGAAAAUUUGCAGAAAAAUGGGGACCAGUUCUUGAAGUCCCUCAGUGGAUACAUUGUAACAGGCCAAAGAAUUAUGCCACUAAAUAAUUUGUCCCUUUUUCUACCGGGUUGCAAACAUGAAAAUAAUAAAGAUUUCUUCAAAUUUGUUCACUAUUUUUGUAAUUUUCAUUUCUUUUUACAUAAAUUUAAAGUUCUA
Molecule: messenger RNA, 2151 nt
Organism: Striga asiatica
Lineage: Eukaryota; Viridiplantae; Streptophyta; Magnoliopsida; Lamiales; Orobanchaceae
Source: the annotation of a GenBank genome assembly